Anthostomella pinea is the source of this 1554-nucleotide messenger RNA. Lineage: Eukaryota; Fungi; Ascomycota; Sordariomycetes; Xylariales; Xylariaceae. The record is from the annotation of a GenBank genome assembly.
AUGUUUACCUUACGGUAUUUGUCGUAUAUCGAGGGUCAGGAGGCAUCGGGUCUGCUUCCAUUCCUCUACAACGUGUACCUUCAUCCUCUGCGACAAGUGCCAGGGCCGUUCUGGGCCAGAGCGAGCAGCAUCCCGUCCUGGUAUUACACGUCCACCGGCAAGCGCCAUAUCUGGCUGUGGCAGCUCUUCCAAAUCUAUGGCAAGAGGAUCCGCGUGGCGCCCAACUUGGUUCUGUUCUGUGAUCCAAAUGCUUAUGCGGACAUCUACGGCAUGAAGUCCAACAGCACUGUGAACACUAUCGACCCCAGGGAACAUGCCAUAAGACGCAGGAUGCUCAAUACUGCUUUCACAGAUGUUUCGGCUAAUGCUGCCGCUGCUUUCAUGAGUCAGCAUAUCGAUCGGUGGCACCAGAUCAUGUUGGAUGAGCAUGACAGCACUACCGAGUGGUCUGCCUCUAUCGAUCUGAGCGGGAAGCUGGAUCAUAUUGUGUUUGAUAUUAUGGGUGAUCUCAGCUUCGGCAGAUCAUUCAAUACCAAAGAGCCUGGUGAAAACCCUCUAAAGGAGGUCCCGCAUACCACAAUACAGUAUCUCAAGUUCAUCUACCCGGUGUGCCGCUCUCCUUUGCUAAGCUUGAUCAUCUGGCUCAAGCCCCGUGGUCUAGAUCGGCUCGUGGAGCUUGUUACCCCACGACCUGUUCAACAAUUUGACAAGUUUGUCAUUGAUAGCCUCGCCAAGCGACUUGAGCUAUAUGAUAAGCAGAAGGACAUACCUGAGCAUGAGCGUCGCCAGGAUCUGAUGUAUUUCCUGUGCCAAGCACAAGAUACUCACACAGUCUAUACCGAAGACGAGCUCCGUGCAGAGGCUCUUCUACUCAUCAUCGCUGGAUCCGACACUACGACUGCCAGUCUAUCUAGUAUCUUCUGGUACCUCGUCAGAGCCCCGAGAUGUUAUCAGAAGCUCGUCGAUGAGUUACAAAGGACGUUCAAGACAGCAGAAGAUGCCGCUUACGGCCCGAAAAUGAUGGGCUGCAUAUAUCUUCGGGCUUGUAUCGACGAGGGUAUGCGUCUUGUUACUCCCGGGCCCUGCGAACCCCCCCGAGAGGUCCUUGUUGGUGGCCUCAAAGUCAUGGACGACCACUACCCCCAGGGGACCAUAGUUGGUACCACUCCCUGGUGCGACUCGCGCAACGAGGAGGUCUAUGGAGAUCCAGGGGUCUUCCGACCCGAGCGAUGGAUCGUCGACGAGGCUGCGGGUGUGACCAAUGAGAUGGUAGCCGAGAUACGCACUAACUUCCAUCCUUUUCUGACUGGUCCUGGUAGCUGUGCUGGCAAAAACAUAGCCAUGGCGGAGAUCAUGCUGGUUGUCGCCAGGACCCUGCUUAGGUUCGAUUUGAGGAAAGCACCUGGAUCUACCUUGGGGGAAGGUAGCCCGGAACUGGGCUGGGGCCAGAGAGAUGCAAAGCAGUUCCAGCUUGUAGAUGCAUACAUCACGGUCAAGCAAGGGCCGGAAGUUCAGUUCAGGAAGAAGGUGUCUCCUGCAGUGGAAUCGGGUUGA